This is a messenger RNA of Bicyclus anynana (squinting bush brown), 4716 nucleotides long. RefSeq lists its product as uncharacterized. NCBI's taxonomy places the organism in Eukaryota, Metazoa, Arthropoda, Insecta, Lepidoptera, Nymphalidae. The transcript has 13 exons. The coding region runs from base 154 to 4461 and encodes 1435 amino acids. The record is from RefSeq and is a predicted model, not a curated record.
AUUUGAUUUGUAUAGUGUCAAACCUUAACGGUCGUUCCGUGUUUCAAAAUAUUUAAAACAUUUGUAUUUUGUAAUUUUAUCACUAUAUUUUUCAUUUUAAAUGAAAGUUUCUACUCACAUCAAUCGCGUGAAUAUUAUUGGUGUAUCUAAGAGAUGUCCACGAACGAAUUUGUUGCAAAAUUAAAAGCAACCGGAACUGAAAAACAGUUGUGUGAUUUGGCCAAAUAUUUGGAAGAAUACAGGGGUCUUCUAAAAACUAUAAACAUUAAGGAGAGAGGUUCACUCUCUCUGAACAUCUUGUGUAUACUUAUCAGGAACUUAGACACAGUCCCAGCAUGGAGAACCUCUAUCAGCUUCAAGGUGCUGCUGGAGCUCAGCGUGGAGUGCGUGCGCCACACCCGCAGCCUCCAGCAGCCGCUGCUGGUGAAGAGUCUGGGCUGCGUCUACCGCCUACACAAGCAUGUCGUCAAUGAGAAAUCACCAAUACCACCAGAGUUAGUGCUCAAACUGUCAUACAUGUCAUUCGAAUAUGACGACGGGUCCUUACUCAACGAAUACUACAAGACGUAUGCCUAUAUCAUUAUAGACAGAGUGACGUACAUAGAUAAGUUGAAGUCUAAACUUAAAAUACUGAAGCUACUACCAAAACUUAUAGAAGAUAUAACGAAAACUAUUAAAAUAUAUGACACAGUACAAUUCUGUACAGAUAUGUUAACGUUUAUUAUAAAAAAAAUAUCUUAUGUCUUUAAUGACUGGCCUGCUGAAGUUAACGAUUCGAUUGGAAAAAUAUUUGAGUGUAUAGCAUGUAGUGAUAUGAAACAAUUCAAAAACCUAUCUGAAAAACAAGCUAUUGAUUUGUUUGUUAAAUUUAACGAAUGUCUGCUAACUGUAACGGAAAAUUCUUUGCGAAUCAACUGCAAGAAUCCCAUAUUGGAUUCAGUUACCAGAGUCUGUGUUUCUAUACUCGGACACAUACCUGAUAUGUUCCACUGCUUCCAAACUAUCUUUCUCAACUCUUUCUGCUGUAUAUUUAACGAUAAAACUAAUCCUACACUGAUAGACAAUCUAUUAAAAAACAUACUGACUUCGUGUGAAAUGACAGAAAAAUUGGGCUACAAGAGCACAAUAUACGCGACAUAUCCAUUCAUAAGUCAAUGUUUAAGACUCUAUAUUGAAUAUUGUGUUAAUAAUGAAAAGUCUGAUCAUAUCAAUGAAGAAACACAAGCAAGCUGCUUUAAUCUGGUGAUCUUUCUGAUGGAGAAAUUAAAAACAACCAAACAACUGAGUAAAUGUGAAAACUGUAACAUUAAAACUGGUUUGCAUGACGCUCUCCGUGUUGCUUUAACCGUAAAACAUAUUGUUAUAAUGUCUCUAAAUAAAAAUAUUGACUCAAAGACUAACUUACCGUUAUAUUUAACUAUAGUGGAGCACCAGUAUGUGGUACUGGAAGAAUUAAACAAAUUGAAAUGCCCAAAUCAGGAACGCUGUUUCAGAAAACUGCAAAUAGACAUCAACAAUUUAGCUGUGAUGUUGAAUAAACACAAACAUUACGAGCAUUCAAUCAAAUUAUUCGAUAUUUACCUCAAAUAUGAGUUGAAAUAUUUGAAAAGUGACGCGGAUUUCAAAAAUAUCAGCAGAGCGCUAUACAACAAGGGCAUUUGUGAACUGGACGCGAAGGAUUACAAGAAAUCGUUGAUCAAUGCAUAUUUGAGUUUAGUGUUCUCAUUACCAGACGGAUUAGAAUCAGAGAAGUACAUGAGUCUCGUUAUAGAUGUCAAGUCAAAGGCUCUGCAAAGUGUAACGGAAGGUUCCUCUGACAAAAUUACCGAUAUGCAAGCUAUGUCUAUUUUGGAAGCCUGCAAUUUGGUAUACGAAGAUGAAGAUUAUGGACAUUUCAAAAUGUAUUUGAAAAAUCUUAAUUUCUGCUCACUGCUAAAACACGAGUUCUCAAUGUACACAAAGCUGUGGGCUUCUGCGGUGCCACUUGCCGGCGUGUGCACCGCCUUGCUCGAGAUGAGCGCACGCAAGCCUACGUGGAUCAAAGCAGAGCCAACGGAGUCGGUGCUGGGGGCGCUGUACGAGGCGGUGCUGGAGGCGCCGGCCGCCGUGCGCAGCGUGCACUGCCAGCGCCUGCGAGACGUAGUGUGGCGCCUCGCAGACAUCCUGCAGCGUGCCGAGUUGUCGGUAGCAGAGCAAGUGGUGCACGGUGGCGUGCUGCUGCUCAAGGCUGAGUACGAGCUGUCGGAGGCGGCCGACAGGUUCGCGUGGAAGAUGACGGACCAUACCAGCAACCCGUUCCAAGAGGGCGCGCGCCGCACCGCGCAACAGGAGUACGACGCCACGCGCUCAGCGCUGCGCGGCGCCGAGCUGCUGGCGCGCGCGGUGCUGGAGUUCGAGCCCGGCAUGCUGUCCAGCUCCGUGCUGCAGCGAGUGGUGCAGCUGGUCUGCGUGUCGGUGGAGCAUCUGCUGCUGCUGCACUGGUUCGCGCACGCGGCGCUGCUCGCGAUCGCCGGCUGCCAACUGGCGCAGCGCGCGGGCGACAAACUGUCGUACAUGCUGUGUGCGAGCACACUGGUCUACCACAGCGAGCGCCAGCCGCGCGUGGACGUCACGGUGACGACAGCUGUCACGUACGCCGCCGAGUGUCUGACGGACGGACAGCACCUGGACGCGGCGCUGUGUCUGCUGUGCGACGUCGCGAUGUACUACACAAGGAGCGGGCGCCUGGCGGUCGCGGGCCGGCUGCUGCAGACGGUGCAGCGGAGACUACUCACCGCCUGCGAGAACCAACGAGACGACACUUUGCAGCUGUCGGCGGGGCGGCUGCUGGCGGCGCAGGCGCAGCUGUGCGGCGGCGCGGGGCUGAGCGCGCUCGGCGCCGCCAACUGCCUGCAGCGGCACUACCUCGCCGCGCUCCACACUGCAGGCAGCAGCUGGAGCGCGCGGCGCCGCACCGCGCUGCACGUGAAGCGCUGCAUCGCGGCGAGCGGCGCGCGCGGCGCGGGGGCUGCCCGCCGCCUGGCGCUGUGGCGACGCGCUGCCGCGGCCGCCGCCGCCGCGCUGCCCGCCGCCGGCGCCGCCGCGCGCGCGCUGCUGCGGGCCGCGGCACUCAACGCGCACGACCCGGACGCGCAGACUCAACUGUCCCUGUGGCUGGAGCCCGCCACGCCGCGGCGCGAGGACAUCGCACACCAAACAGAACGGAAGACGCAACUGUUCUCUCCCACACACAACGUGGAGCUCAUGCUGGACGGCAUGCACGCGCGCACGCACAGCCCGCACCCCCCGCCCGCGCACUUCCGCACGCCGGGCUGUCUGCGGCACGCCGCCCCGUGCGCGUGCCAUGCGUGCGUCUCCCCCGCGGGCGUGCUGCUCGCAUGCAGACUGGCGGCCUUGCAAGCCUCCGCAUACUUCCGCGCCGCGGAGUUCCGCACCGCCAGAGACCACUUCGCCGGAGUCCAGACAGUGCUCCGACUGGCUGAGGACAAACUGAAACACAUAUUCUGCGAUUACAGAGCCAAACAGUUUGAUGACGUAGCUGUAGGUAUCGCUGAAAAGAUGUCCUACGACGAAUUCAAAACGAUUCAGUUGGAGUUUUUGAUUGAAUUGUCCUUUUUCGAGCUGUCUCAAAGGGAGUUCGAAAACGCUGACGAUUGUAUUGUGAAUAUACACGAGAUGUUGGCGGAGUCCACAAAUGUAGACCCGUAUUUAAAACAUGACGUCUCAAAUUUACUAGUCGCGUACGCUAACUUGAAGAGGACUAAAGUGAUUAAAGAAACCGGUCUCGAACUGGACAUGGAGGAACUAAAACUGAGUCCUCGGCUGCUGAAGACACCAGAGUCCAAACCGAUUCCCAAAGUGUGCGAGACGAACAAAAUUGUAGACAAGGAGGAACUGCCGAAGAAGUUUAAACUGUUGGCUCCCCCCAACUUUGAUGAAGAGGACGACGAUGAUGCAGAGAACGUCAAAGAUGGAGUCCCAAAAAAGAAACCCACAAAUUUCAAAAUACCAGUCCCGGCGACUUCGAAACCUGUUUUGGAAAACUUCACUCCGAGACCGACCCGGUCGAGGCCCAAGAUAUUAAUAUCUCAACCGAGUGCAGAUGUUUUUUCGACCCCAAAAACAAUACCAGAUUUGGAAUUUUCGACCCCUUGCCAGACGCCCGCGGAGUUCUUCACUCCAAUGACUUCAAUAAAGACUUACACCAAAAGGAACAUAGUCGCCAAGAAUUUGGAAAAUGAAUUUUCGACCCCAAAAGUUAAAAAUUCAAAAAAGGACAUCGAGGAGCUGUCGACUGAACCUGCCAAAGCUCUGAAAGCCCCGGAGUCGGGCCGGAGGACCAGGUCCAAAGUCGAAAGUGGGACUAUAAAAGGACUUUCGGAUAAAAAGGCUUUGAAAAGAGCCACGAGUCCCGGGAAACUUGUAGAUGAAAAGGUUACUCGUGCUAGAAACUCUAAAUAGUUUUGUAGAAUAAUAUUUUUGAAUAUAUAAUUUAAUAUUAAUAUAGCUGAUUAAUUGAAAUAUACUUCUAGUACAAGAUUUAAAAAUUUCCAAAAAAAAAAAAAAACUACUUUUUCAGUUUAUUAUAUUAUGUUAUACUACAUAACUAAUAAUUAUGUAUUAUGAAUGUUAAGUUCAGUUUUGUAAAGUGAAAUUUUGAAUUUUGACGUGCAGUUUGAAUAAAUCAUUUAAUCACCAAUUAGUGUUAAAAUAGAA